Alexandromys fortis (reed vole) is the source of this 3461-nucleotide messenger RNA. RefSeq names its product dynamin 2 (gene Dnm2). Lineage: Eukaryota; Metazoa; Chordata; Mammalia; Rodentia; Cricetidae. Gene Ontology annotation, biological process: synaptic vesicle endocytosis. The transcript is spliced from 20 exons. Gene Ontology annotation, molecular function: GTP binding; GTPase activity; microtubule binding. The record is from RefSeq and is a predicted model, not a curated record. Bases 161 to 2707 code for a protein of 848 amino acids. Gene Ontology annotation, cellular component: cytoplasm; membrane; microtubule.
AACCGGAUGAGGCGGCGACUGUGAGACCGAGCCGGGAGCGGGCGUCGCGGCGAAGGGGAGCCCGUGCGGGCUGGCAGAGCGGAGCGGGAAGAAGCAACGGCCACUGACGCCUCGGGGCCGCGUGUCGUAGCCGGUGGAGCCGCGGGCGGAGGCGGGCACCAUGGGCAACCGCGGGAUGGAAGAGCUCAUCCCGCUGGUUAACAAGCUACAGGACGCCUUCAGCUCCAUCGGCCAGAGCUGCCACCUGGACUUGCCUCAGAUCGCCGUGGUGGGCGGCCAGAGCGCCGGCAAGAGUUCGGUGCUCGAGAACUUCGUGGGCCGGGACUUCCUUCCACGUGGAUCAGGAAUUGUCACCCGGAGGCCUCUCAUUCUGCAGCUCAUCUUUUCCAAAACAGAAUAUGCGGAGUUUUUGCACUGCAAGUCCAAAAAGUUUACAGACUUCGAUGAAGUCCGGCAGGAGAUAGAAGCGGAGACUGACCGGGUCACGGGGACCAACAAAGGCAUCUCCCCAGUGCCCAUCAACCUUCGGGUCUACUCACCACACGUGUUGAACCUGACCCUCAUCGAUCUCCCAGGAAUCACUAAGGUGCCAGUGGGAGACCAGCCGCCAGACAUUGAGUACCAGAUCAAGGAUAUGAUCCUGCAGUUUAUCAGCCGCGAGAGCAGCCUCAUUCUUGCCGUCACUCCAGCCAACAUGGACUUGGCCAACUCAGACGCCCUCAAACUGGCCAAGGAGGUGGAUCCCCAAGGCCUACGGACCAUCGGUGUUAUCACCAAGCUGGACCUGAUGGAUGAAGGCACAGAUGCCAGAGAUGUCCUUGAAAACAAGCUACUGCCCUUGAGAAGAGGCUACAUUGGUGUGGUCAACCGCAGCCAGAAAGACAUCGAGGGCAAAAAGGACAUCCGGGCUGCUCUGGCAGCUGAGAGGAAGUUCUUCCUUUCUCACCCAGCCUACCGGCACAUGGCUGACCGAAUGGGUACCCCACACUUACAGAAGACCCUGAAUCAGCAACUGACCAACCACAUACGGGAGUCACUGCCAACCCUGCGCAGCAAACUACAGAGCCAGCUUCUGUCCUUGGAGAAAGAAGUAGAAGAGUACAAAAAUUUCCGGCCCGAUGACCCCACACGCAAGACCAAAGCCUUGCUGCAGUAUGUACCCCCUCCCUGCCUUACCCCAUUGCCUGUCCAAUUCAUUCUGUUCUCCAUUCAGUCCCUGUCCAUGGAGUUUGAUGAGAAAGAUCUACGGCGAGAGAUCAGCUAUGCUAUUAAGAACAUCCAUGGAGUCAGAACUGGGCUCUUCACGCCGGACUUGGCGUUCGAGGCCAUUGUGAAAAAGCAGGUGGUCAAGCUGAAAGAGCCCUGUCUGAAAUGCGUGGACCUGGUUAUCCAGGAGCUUAUCAGUACAGUUAGGCAAUGCACCAGCAAGCUCAGUUCCUACCCCCGGUUGCGAGAGGAGACAGAGCGAAUUGUCACCACCUAUAUCAGGGAGCGAGAGGGGAGAACCAAGGACCAGAUUCUUCUUCUGAUUGACAUUGAGCAGUCCUACAUCAACACGAACCAUGAAGACUUCAUUGGAUUUGCCAAUGCCCAGCAGAGGAGCACACAGCUGAACAAGAAGAGGGCCAUACCCAAUCAGGGGGAGAUCUUGGUGAUCCGCAGGGGCUGGCUGACCAUCAACAAUAUCAGCUUGAUGAAGGGCGGCUCCAAGGAGUACUGGUUUGUGCUGACAGCUGAGUCCCUGUCUUGGUACAAGGAUGAGGAGGAGAAAGAGAAGAAGUACAUGCUGCCACUGGACAACCUAAAAAUCCGGGAUGUGGAGAAGGGCUUCAUGUCCAACAAGCACGUGUUUGCCAUCUUCAACACGGAGCAGAGGAAUGUCUACAAGGACCUACGACAAAUCGAACUGGCUUGUGACUCCCAGGAAGACGUGGACAGCUGGAAGGCUUCGUUCCUGCGAGCUGGGGUCUACCCAGAGAAGGACCAGGCGGAGAAUGAGGAUGGAGCACAAGAGAACACCUUCUCCAUGGACCCGCAGCUUGAACGGCAGGUAGAGACCAUCCGGAACCUGGUGGACUCCUAUGUGGCCAUCAUCAACAAGUCCAUCCGUGACCUCAUGCCAAAGACCAUCAUGCACCUCAUGAUCAACAAUACAAAGGCCUUCAUCCACCAUGAGCUGCUGGCCUACCUGUACUCAUCAGCAGACCAGAGUAGCCUCAUGGAAGAGUCAGCAGAGCAGGCUCAGCGUCGGGACGACAUGCUGCGCAUGUACCAUGCGCUCAAGGAAGCACUCAACAUCAUUGGGGACAUCAGUACCAGCACCGUAUCCACGCCUGUACCCCCACCUGUUGAUGACACGUGGCUCCAGAACACCAGUGGACACAGCCCCACUCCACAGCGCCGACCUGUGUCCAGCGUGCACCCACCGGGCCGGCCUCCUGCCGUGCGGGGUCCCACACCAGGGCCUCCCCUGAUUCCUGUGCCUGUGGGGCCUGCAGCCUCCUUCUCAGCCCCCCCCAUCCCAUCCCGGCCUGGACCACAGAAUGCGUUUGCCAACAAUGACCCUUUCUCAGCGCCACCUCAGAUACCAUCUCGGCCAGCACGGAUUCCCCCUGGUAUCCCUCCAGGAGUGCCCAGCAGAAGAGCACCCGCUGCGCCCAGUCGGCCUACCAUUAUCCGCCCGGCCGAGCCGUCCCUGCUUGACUAGGCUGCAGGGGGCAGUGUUCUGGGGGGUCCUCGUGCACCCACAGUGCAGGAGAGCUUUGGUUUGGGCCCCACUACUGCCCCCCUCCCAUGGUGGGACCAGGCUCCUGUGGGCAACCCCUACCCUUUCCUCCCUAGCCUGGUGGACAUGACAAUGAGGGGGUGGGUGGGGUCCCAGACAACAGGACAUGGGGGCUUUGUACUUUGGGUUGAGGAGAACUGUCUGGUUGGCAGUAGGAACUGCAUCCUUGGGACCAUCUGGAAAGAAAGAUCCAGGCUGGUGUAGGGGAAUUCUACCAGGGGCUUCUCUACAGGCUGUAAGCCUUUGUUCUUUCUUGGGGUACAGCAACUGUCCAACUUUUCCUAAGGGCUCUUCAUCAGGAGUGAGCCAGACCCAACAGACCCAGUGCUGGCCACCUACCUGGCUCAAGUUGUAUAUAUAUAUCUUCUUUGGCCAUAUUAACCACACAACCUGAACCCAGCCCAGUCUCGAUAGCCAGAGGUGCCUUUGUGCCUUCCUCAGGCCUGGAGCACCUCAGCUCUGGCCUGCCUCACUCUCCUCAGCCCCCGUGUGGUUUGGGCUGUGUGAACUGGGGAAACAUCGGGGGCCUUCUGGUUCCCAGCUGGCCCAUCCCCACAGGGUGGGCCUGGUGCCUCUGCAGAUCCUGUCCCCACUGCUUGGUUUGACCACUGUUAAGUGCCUGCCUCUGUAUAUCCUAUUAAUAAACUAAAAUAAAGGGAAGCCCCGCUGGUGGCUA